Molecule: messenger RNA, 2037 nt
Organism: Brassica rapa (field mustard)
Lineage: Eukaryota; Viridiplantae; Streptophyta; Magnoliopsida; Brassicales; Brassicaceae
Product: CSC1-like protein ERD4
Cellular component (GO): plasma membrane
Molecular function (GO): calcium-activated cation channel activity
Source: RefSeq, marked provisional
AUGGAUCCAUGGGAAGGCAGCUCCUUGACCCGAAACCCAUUUGCCUGGAUCCGCGAAGCUUUCACUUCCACCGAACAAGACGUCGUUAAGCUGUCCGGCGUCGAUACCGCCGUCUACUUCGUCUUCUUGAGCACUGUUCUUGGGAUAUUUGCUUUGUCGGCUCUUCUUCUCUUGCCGACUCUACUCCCUUUAUCCGCUACUGACAACAGCUUAAAGACCUCAAGGAACGUCACUGACACCACAAGUAACGGAACCUUUAGCCAACUUGAUAAUCUAUCUAUGGCUAACAUCACUAGAAGGAGUUCAAGGCUGUGGGCGUUCCUAGGAGCGGUUUACUGGGUAUCCGUAGUCACAUAUUUUAUGUUAUGGAAAGCUUACAAGCACGUCGCUGCACUGAGAGCUGAAGCUCUGAUGUCUAGUGAAGAAGUAUUACCAGAGCAAUACGCUAUUCUCGUUAGGGACAUACCUUCCCCACCUAACGGAGAGACGCAGAAAGAGUUCGUAGACUCUUACUUCAGAGAAAUCUACCCAGAGACAUUCUACAGAUCCCUUGUCGUAACAGAAAACAGCAAGAUUAAUAAGAUAUGGGAAAACUUGGAAGGCUACAAGAAGAAGCUCGCGCGCGCAGAAGCGGUCUUUGCAGCCACCAGUAACCGGCCAAUGAACAAAACCGGCUUGCUCGGGCUAGUGGGAGAGCGAGUAGACAGCAUUGACUAUUACACAAAGCUGAUCAACGAGUCUGUAGCCAAACUAGAAGCAGAACAAAGAACGGUUCUCGCCGAGAAGCAGCAAACCGCAGCGGUUGUGUUCUUCACGGACCGUGUCACUGCAGCUCUAGCUGCUCAGUCACUACACUGCCAGAUGGUUGAUAAAUGGACGGUGACCGAAGCUCCCGAGCCUCGCCAGCUCAUCUGGGAGAAUCUCAAGAUCAAGUUCUUCAGCAGAAUAGUCAGACAGUACUUGAUCUACUUCCUCGUUGCGAUAACUAUAUUGUUCUACAUGAUCCCUAUAGCGUUUGUCUCUGCGAUCACCACUCUUGGGAAUCUCCAGAAGGCUCUUCCCUUCAUUAAACCGAUCGUGGAGAUUGCUUUUAUAAGAACCAUCUUGCAGUCUUACCUUCCUCAGAUUGCGCUCAUUGUCUUCUUGGCGAUGCUUCCUAAGUUCCUCAUGUUCUUAUCCAAGUCAGAAGGGAUUCCUUCGCAGAGUCAUGCUAUUAGAGCUGCCUCCGGGAAGUACUUUUACUUCUCGGUGUUGAAUGUCUUCAUCGGUGUGACACUUGCAGGGUCUUUGUUUGAUAACUUGAAGGCUCUUGAGACGAAACCAAACUCCAUCGUUACCGUUUUGGCUACUAGUCUCCCUAAGAACGCUACUUUCUUCUUGACAUACGUUGCUCUCAAGUUCUUUGUUGGUUAUGGUCUUGAGCUGUCUAGGAUCAUACCGUUGAUAAUAUUCCAUUUGAAAAAGAAGUAUCUAUGCAAAACUGAAGCCGAGGUCAAAGAAGCUUGGUAUCCAGGAGACUUGAGCUACGCGACUAGGGUUCCUAGCGACAUGCUCAUCCUCACAAUCACCUUCUGCUACUCCGUAAUCGCUCCUUUGAUCCUCGUGUUCGGUGUUAUCUACUUUGGUUUAGGUUGGCUCAUCCUAAGGAACCAGGCGUUGAAAGUGUAUGUUCCAUCGUACGAGAGCUACGGGAGGAUGUGGCCGCAUAUUCACACCCGCAUACUAGCGGCGUUGUUUCUGUUUCAACUGGUUAUGUUUGGUUACUUGGGAGCCAAGCUAUUCGUUUGGGCGACUCUUUUGGUUCCUCUCAUAUUCAUCUCUCUCAUCUUCGGUUACGUGUGCCGUCAGAAAUUCUACAAAGGGUUCGAACACACGGCUCUAGAGGUGGCUUGCCGGGGGCUGAAGCAGAGACCGGACCUCGAGGAGGUUUUCAGAGCGUACAUUCCGCAUAGCUUGAGCACUCACAAAGGAGAUGAUCACCAGUUCAAAGGAGCAAUGUCUCGUUACCAAGACUAUGCUGCUAUAUCAGCUGCUUAA